Rhagoletis zephyria (snowberry fruit fly) is the source of this 1005-nucleotide messenger RNA. The record is from RefSeq and is a predicted model, not a curated record. NCBI's taxonomy places the organism in Eukaryota, Metazoa, Arthropoda, Insecta, Diptera, Tephritidae.
AUGUACGUUAUACAAAAUGAAUUAUUGAAUUUAGUUAAAUCAUACCUAAAAUUAAAGUGUCCCAAAGUUGAACAAUCUGAUACAGGGUCGACCUUAUCACUUGAUUUUAAAGGCGGAAACAGCAAGACCUAUAGCCAGUGUGAAAAGUGUAAAAUUGUGGUGGAUUCUUUCAAAGAGGGCCUCAAACGGACUGCAAGAGGUAAACACGAGGGAGGUGACGCUCACUGGGAAGAGAAGAAGCUAAGCAAUUAUGCCAAUAGUGAGAUUCGCCUUACGGAAAUUCAAGAAAACCUCUGUCACGAAGUUUCGCUGGGGAAAGAUCAGUGCCACAGUUUUGCAGAAGAAUUUGAAAGUGCUUUGGAGGAGUGGUUUUUUCAGCAUUUGAAAAAGGAACGGGUGGAUCAGAUUGAUGAAGGCAGUUCGUUGUUUGAUCACUUGUGCAACGAUGUUGCCAGUGCUUGCUGUCCGGAAGGACACUACGGCCCAAGCUGCACUCCCUGUCAAGGAUAUCCCGAACAGGUCUGCAAUGGCCGAGGGUACUGCGCCGGAAAUGGAACUCGCGAAGGCAAAGGCAAUUGUAAAUGCUUUAGAGGCUACGGUGGGAAGCAGUGCGAGAAGUGCGCCAAAAGUUACUUUGAUGCUGAGGCCACUGAAAGCAGUGGCGAUUCUGCCAACCAAAUACCAAAAAUCUGUCAACGAUGUGACCGCUCAUGUGCCUCAUCCUGCCACUCUUCGGGACCAAGAGGCUGUCACGUUUGCGGGAAAGGCUACACCUGGGACCAGGAAACCGGAUGUAUCGACGUGAAUGAAUGCUCGGAACUGGAGGUCAACCCGUGCACGGAGUCAACUUACUGUUCGAACACCGUUGGCUCGUUCAAGUGUUUGCGUAAGUGUUUAACUGAUUUUGUUGGUCAUUGUCGGAAAAAGAAUGCAACAAGGCAUGCAAAGGAUGCUCUGGACCAGGAGAUAACAUGUGCCUUAAAUGCUCAGAAAACUUUGAGCUGA